UGUGCGAAGGCGUUCUGCUGUCAGCCGGCGCCCCUGCAAGUCCGAAGGGGGUUUUGGAUGUUAGUGAGGCAGCUGGGGCGAAGAGCUGGGAAGGGCACCGACGGGAUCUCGAGGUAGGAGUCGGAAAGGUCCGAGCAAAAGUCGGACUGGUGACGGGGAUCAUGCAGCCGCCAGGCUACGAUUCGGACAGCGAAGACGAGCUCCCUCCAGCAUGGGAGGAACGGGUCAGCCUCGAUGGCAGGGUCUUCUAUGUCAAUCACACGGAGAAGGUGACCCAGUGGAGGCACCCCCGGACAGGAAAGAAGAAAAACGUACCUCAGGAGCUUCCCUUUGGAUGGGAAAAGGUUGUUGAUCGUGAGGGCAAGGUGGUGUACGUGGACCACGAGAGCCGCACGACGAGCCUCACCGACCCGCGGCUGGCGUUCGCCGUGGAGGAGCAGGAGGGCGGCGAGGAGGGCAUCCGGCAGCGGUUCGACGGCUCCAGCUCGGCGCUGCAGGUGCUGCACGGCCGGGACCUCAGUGGACGCGUGGCGCUGAUCACCGGCGCCAACUCAGGCAUAGGCUACGAGACGGCCCGGUCGCUGGCCUACCACGGCUGCCGCGUGAUUUUCGCCUGCCGCGACCUGGAGAAGGCGCGCGCCGCCGUCGACACCAUCAGAUCGGAGCGCGCCAACAGCGUGUGUGACGUCAUUCACCUGGACCUGGCCAGCCUGGCGAGCGUGCGCGAGUGUGCCGCCGAGUUCCACAGGCGCCACAGACAUCUGCACAUGCUGAUCCUGAACGCGGCGGUGUUCGCACCGCCGCACACGCUGACUGAAGACGGGCUCGAGUCGCAGUUCGGUGUGAACCACCUGGGCCACUUCUACCUGACCCUGCUGCUGGAGCCGGCGCUGGCGCGCACCCGCGGCGCCCGCGUGGUGGUGGUCUCCUCCGAGUCGCACAGGCUGUCUCGUCUGUCUGCGGAGGAUUUCACGUUGGAGAACCUGUCCCGGCCCGCCAGCAAGUACGUCGGCAUCGUCGCCUACAACGACUCCAAGCUGUGUAACAACCUCUUCGCCAGCGAACUCAACAGACGAUGGUGCUCCAAAGGCAUCACGAGCAGCUCAUUACACCCGGGCAACAUGGUCAGCAGCUCGCUGGGUCGCCACUGGUGGGUGUGGCGAGCUCUCUUCACAGUUGUGCGACCCUUCACCAAGUCCCUGCAGCAGGCGGCCAGUACCAGCGUGUACGCCGCCACGGCGCCGGAGCUGGAGGGCUUCGGUGGCCUCUACAUCAACAACUGUUGCGCCUGUCCGCAAUCCGACGCGUCCGACGACCGGGAGCGGGCCGACCGCCUGUGGCGGCUCAGUGAGCAGCUGAUCACGGACCGGCUCGGCCCAGACGCCCUGCAGCCGCCGCUCAGCUGAGGGUGGCGGCUCAGUGGGCAGCUGAUCACGGACCGGCUCGGCCUAGACGCCCUGCAGCCGCCGCUCAGCUGAGGGUGGCGGCUCAGUGGGCAGCUGAUCACGGACCGGCUCGGCCCAGACGCCCUGCAGCCGCCGCUCAGCUGAGGGCGGCGGCUAGCUGCGGCGGCUCAGUGAGCAGGUGAUCACGGACCGGCUUGGCCCACACGCCCUGCAACCGCCGCCGCUCAGCUGAGGGCGGCCGCCGGCUGCAGCGGCGAGGACAGCCCAAGUGCCUGAGGACGAGACAAGCAGCCGCGCACCUGGGUCGUCCGGGCAGCUGGGGGCGGCUGGCAACCAUGCUAUCCUAGAGAGAGAAGGAUGGCGUCCGACGUACUGUGUCGACUUUGCGGACCGGCGCGUGGAGGCAGCUGGGGCUGGUGCCGCAAUGGGAUCAGCCGGCGCCGUCCUUCACCAGCUUCGUCCGAUGGCGUGCCAGGGAGAGACUCACGGCGCGCACCGGCAGCAUCUGAUGCGUCGGCGGCGUUCCCCGCGGUACGCGGUGGUUCGCCCACAGACAGCGGAUGAUUUGGAGUGCUGGGCGCCAUCGGGCGAUACUAAAUCGGCGGCGGCGGCGCAGGAGCUCCGGCGGUGCCCGUCACGUGACUGUACGCAUGUGUGCCAACGGUGUACUGAUGCACCGUCACGUGACGGAAGAGCGCAGCCCUGUGCCGUCUCCCGCCAGAGAGACGGCUGAGUCUUGGAGGGGAGGAGGAGAGAGUUCUCAUUCCACAGUUCCGCUUGUUCGCUCUUGCUGUGCUUGCGGAACAGUCCCACAGGACGCGAUGCUCUGAAGGAGGGGACCAGCAGCGCGCGGGCCGCUCUAGCGGCGGCCGUCACUGGCUCGAGAUCCGGACGUGCGCCGCGAGUCCACUGACAGGCGAGUGCACGAACCGCGGGCUGUCCGGACACCGCUCUGCGGCGCUCCUCCGGUUUGUGGUGCAUACCAUCGUGCAAUGCGCGGUCGUGCUGUAGCGCCGGCGCACGGGAGUUGAUCAGCGCAGAAGGCGCGUGCGUCUGCGUUGUCGGCAAUCUAGGACGUGUGCCCGGCGGUGAAUGAGACCACACUGCUCGUGUACCGGUACUAGGCGGCUGGUUCGGUUGACUGAGUGAUGGCGGACCGAUGCAGUAUGCUUGUAAUCUCGCGAUACUGAAUAUUUAUGUUGUAGGUGCGGUCACUUUGCAUUGAAUAUUUAUUGCAUGAAUGAGCAAAGGUGUUGAACUUGUGCGCUUACCCUGAUUUAUUGUGCAGAUAAAUGGGCAUGAUCGUAUACUCCAUACUUUUGUGUGCGGAUAAUGUAUGUUCUUGAGGCAUGUGUACGCCUGCUAUGAGUUCACUCCCAAUGACCGGCUCUCGUGACUCACAAAUCGUUCAUGAUGAAAUAUACAUGUACACAUGCUA
Pollicipes pollicipes is the source of this 2844-nucleotide messenger RNA. RefSeq names its product WW domain-containing oxidoreductase. Gene Ontology annotation, molecular function: protein binding. The transcript has 9 exons. The record is from RefSeq and is a predicted model, not a curated record. The coding region runs from base 162 to 1406 and encodes 414 amino acids. NCBI's taxonomy places the organism in Eukaryota, Metazoa, Arthropoda, Thecostraca, Pollicipedomorpha, Pollicipedidae.